GCGUAUCUUUGACUUCCGCUUCCGGGAAGAGGUUCUUUUUCUCUCUGUCCAGGCGACGUUGACGCUGGCGAGAUGGUGAACGUCCCCAAAACCCGGAGGACUUACUGCAAGAAGUGUGGGAAGCACCAGCCCCACAAAGUAACCCAGUACAAGAAGGGCAAGGACUCUUUGUAUGCUCAGGGAAAGCGGCGAUAUGAUCGCAAGCAGAGUGGCUAUGGUGGCCAAACAAAGCCCAUUUUCCGCAAAAAGGCAAAGACCACAAAGAAGAUCGUGCUGAGACUGGAAUGUGUGGACUCCAAUUGCAGGUCAAAGAGGAUGCUGGCCAUUAAGAGGUGCAAGCACUUUGAGUUGGGAGGAGACAAGAAGAGAAAGGGCCAGGUUAUCCAGUUCUAGGCUGCUGUGGAACCCAUUGUUGGUUGGUGUAUGAAAUUUUAUAAAGGUUUUAUUGGACCACCCUAA
Molecule: messenger RNA, 459 nt
Organism: Zootoca vivipara (common lizard)
Lineage: Eukaryota; Metazoa; Chordata; Lepidosauria; Squamata; Lacertidae
Gene: RPL36A
Product: ribosomal protein L36a
Biological process (GO): translation
Cellular component (GO): ribosome
Molecular function (GO): structural constituent of ribosome
Source: RefSeq, a predicted model, not a curated record